This is a messenger RNA of Thlaspi arvense, 2574 nucleotides long. The record is from the annotation of a GenBank genome assembly. NCBI's taxonomy places the organism in Eukaryota, Viridiplantae, Streptophyta, Magnoliopsida, Brassicales, Brassicaceae.
AUGCUCCUCAGGCGGAGGAUACUAUCGCUCUCGGCGUCACUCAGAAACUGCAAUCACGGAACCGGCGAUGCUACUUUGUCUUCUCCUUCUCAUUUCUCUACCUACGCGAAGGCUCCAAUAGCCGCCGGAGAUGUCCUCAUCCGCGAGGUGAAAGACUGGUUCAAGCGCGAUGUUCAGCAGAGCGACCAGUUAAUCAACCGUGUCUCUGAAAUCCUCGGAGCUCCGUCUAGCGAUGGAGAUGAUCGAGCUUUUCAUCACCAACUCUCGGGUCUACGCCUCCGCCUCACGGAGAGAUUCGUCCUCGACGUGCUUGACCACACCCACUACGAUAUCCUCUCCUGUCUCAGGUUCUUCGAUUGGGCUGCUCGUCAGCCUGGUUUCCAUCACACACGCGCCACUUUCCACGCCAUCUUCAAGAUCCUUCGCAGCGCCAAGCAUUUCGCUCUUAUGCUCGACUUCUUGAAGCGGAUCGACGGUUUCGAGGGUUACCGACACUCUCUCCGUCUCUGCGAUGCCCUCGUCAUUGGGUAUGCCGUCGCUGGUCGCACCGAUACCGCUCUUCAGCACUUUGGUCACAUGAGAUUUCGAGGUUUGGAUUUGGAUGCUUUUGGGUAUCACGUCCUCUUGAACGCACUUGUCGAGGAGAACUGCUUUGAUACCGUCGAUGUCAUCUUCGACCAGAUCUCCGCGCGUGGCUUCCUCUGCGCUGUUACGCAUUCGAUUAUGGUGAAGAAGUUGUGCAAGCAAGGCCAGCUUGAUAAGGCUGAGGCUCAUCUCCGCUCCUUGCUACCCAGUGAUCCUGCUGGAUGUGGUGCUGGCUUAGGCAUUUUGGUCGAUGCUCUGUGUUCGCAGGAUAUGUUUCAGGAAGCUACUAAAUUGCUAGACGAUAUCAAAGUGGUGGGAACGGUUCCUAUGGACCGUGCUUAUAGCAUUUGGCUUAGAGCUCUGAUUGGAGCUGGGUUCUUGAACAACAUUGAGGGUUUCUUGCAGCAAAUUAGUCCUUUAGAAGGUUGUGAAAUGGAAGUUUUCAGGUAUAACGCUUUGAUCUCCAAGCUUUUGAAAGAAAACAAUCUUGGGAGUGUGUAUGAUAUCCUGACGGAGAUGAUGGUGCGUGGAGUUUUGCCUAAUAAGAAAACGAUGAAUGCAGCUUUGUGCUUCUUUUGCAAAGCUGGAUUUGUAGAUGAAGCCCUCGAGUUAUACCGGUCAAGGUCAGAAAUUGGCUUUGCUCCUACCGCUACCUCGUACAGCUAUCUGAUUCGUACCCUUUGCGCGGACGGACGUGUCGAGCAAGCUUACGAUGUCUUUAAGGGGGCGACGGAGCGAGGGUAUGUUCUUGGUACAAAGACAUUUUGUAUACUUACCAAUGCUUUGUGCUGGAAAGGGAAGGCUGACAUGGCGAAGGAGCUGGUUAUUGUUGCCUCGGAACGGGACUUAUUGCCUAAACCUUUAGGUGGUUGCAAGAUUAUACCAGCUCUUUGCGAUGUUGGGAAAGUGGAGGACGCUCUUAUGAUUAAUGAGCUAUUCAAUAACAGUGGUGUAGCCACCACAUUCGGAAUGUUCGUCAGCUUGAUAUACGGCUCAAUCAGUUUAAUGAGGGGAGACAAAGCUGCUAGACUUAUCAUCAGAAUGCAGGAAAAUGGCUACACCCCGACCCAUAGCCUCUAUCGAAAUGUUAUUCGAUGUAUUUGUGCAAUGGAAGGCGAUGGCAUAAACUUUUUCUUAACUCUGCUAAGGUUUCAGUUGUCUUUUUGGAAACACAGAGUUGGGACCUACAACAUGUUCAUUGAAGGAGCUGGGUUUGCAGGAAACCCAAACCUUGCAAGAUCAGUGUAUAAUAUGAUGGUUGGAGAUGGGCUCAAACCAACACUAGAUUCGAACAUUCUCAUGCUCCAGAGCUAUCUUAAAAAUGAGAAGAUCGCUGAUACUCUUCAGUUUUUCCAGGACCUGCGUGAAAAAGGUGAGGUCGAAAGAAGACUUUACCAUGUAAUGAUUGUUGGGCUCUGCAGAGCAAAUAAGUUGGAUGCUGCUAUGCAUUUCUUUGAAGAAAUGAAGGGCGAAGGAAGACAGCCUAGUAUCGAAUGUUACGAGGUAAUCAUACAGAAACUGUGCAACGGAGAAAGGUAUGAGGAGGCAGUUGGGUUAGUGAAUGAAUAUAGGAAAUGCGGGCGACCUAUUACAUCCUUCAUCGGUAAUGUCCUUUUGUACAAUGCAAUAAAGAGCAAAGGGGUGUAUGAAGCAUGGACACGGAUGAGAGACGUGGAAGAGAAGAUCCCUGAGAUGAAGUCUCUUGGCGAGUUGAUAGGAGUAUUCUCAGGGAGAAUCGAAAUGGCGGGAGAACUGAAGCGGUUAGAUGAAGUUAUAGAGAAAUGCUACCCUCUGGAUAUGUACACGUACAAUAUGCUGUUGAAAAGGGUUGUGAUGAAUCAAGCGGAAGAUGCAUUUGAGUUGGUUGAGAGAAUCUCUGGAAGAGGGUACAAGCCUAAUGAGCGGACUCUCAUUAUCCUUGAUCGGGCUCGACGCAUACUAGAUGGACUGAACUAUCGGUCAAACAGUAGACAGAGACAACUUGAAUGA